AUGAAAGGCGAUGUUCCACUGACGAACAACUGUGCGAACGAUGGGAGAAGAAAACAACGGAACUUCUCGCUACGACUCUGUAUCAUGCGGCGUUAUGGAAAAAUAUAUACUCUCGUAUCUACAUGCUUGACUUCUACGGCGUUUCAUAUCAGCCCACCUCUCCCUUCUGCUGUCGUCACAGGCCAGGCCGUUCCAUUCAAUUGGACUCGCGAUCUUUCAACAGAUCCAUCCGAAUUUAGUUUUCAGACAAUUCACGGUGAAGGACCAUCUUUCCCUGACUCUACAUACCCGGUAGACAAGGAUGAAGCAGGUCGGGAAAAUGGCUGGUUUACCUUAACAUUCACCCGGCCAGCGUACUAUAAUGUGAUAGCAAUCGACAACAGUACGAGGGCAUUCUUUCAAGCUCCCGUCGUAAUAGUGGUUACACACUCCACUGCCUCAGAUACAAAUUCUCCCGGUCCAUCGAUUACAGCUACCAACGAUGUGAACUCGAACACCAGCAUUGGAAAUCCGACGCCGGCAUCUGAACCAGAGACGAAUCGUCCACCUACAAGUACCGCUCCUCCCCAAACUUUAAGUGGCACAUCCGCAUCUUCCAGAAAUAUAAAACCGACAGUUAUCGGCUCUGUCGUCGGCGGUACCGUCUUCCUUCUACUCCUCCUCUUUUUCAUUCGCUAUCGCCGAAACAAACCAUCGCGUAGACUGAUCCCAACCCCGUAUCUGGAUAUGAAACCAUUUUCCGGUCCUUAUAUGGAUAUCAGGGAACGAAAAAUACAGUUGCUCAGCCAAAGGGAAGGCCUUGAACGUGAUUUAGAGGCAUAUGAGCAAGCGUCUCAAGGGUCGAAUUCGAGGACUGAGGACGUUCCCGAUAGUAUCAAUGAAUCAAAUCAGGAAGGAGUUGUACAGGUAUUUCGUCGUCAGAUAGAACUGUUAACACAGAGAAUGGCGGCUAUGGAGGCGGUCACAAUGGCACCUCCUGAUUACAGCUCCCGUACGAGCUGA
Messenger RNA from Marasmius oreades (fairy-ring Marasmius), 1002 nucleotides. RefSeq lists its product as uncharacterized. The coding region runs from base 1 to 1002 and encodes 333 amino acids. The transcript has 8 exons. NCBI's taxonomy places the organism in Eukaryota, Fungi, Basidiomycota, Agaricomycetes, Agaricales, Marasmiaceae. The record is from RefSeq and is a predicted model, not a curated record.